Molecule: messenger RNA, 477 nt
Organism: Thlaspi arvense
Lineage: Eukaryota; Viridiplantae; Streptophyta; Magnoliopsida; Brassicales; Brassicaceae
Source: the annotation of a GenBank genome assembly
AUGGAGAAUAACGUCAUGAGACAUGAGGUAUGGGGAUCUUUGAGAGAUGGAGAUCUUCAAGAAGAUGAUGUAUGGGAUGUUCUUGAUGGAUAUUAUCAAUCAUCGUUCAUGAUCAGCAGCCAUACGACUAAGCCCUCUUUCUCAACCCAGAGUUUACUUCCAAGCGAACCUAGAAUGAUCCCUCAGAGGCAGGGCAAAGAAGGAAUGGCACCUAUGAGACAAUACUCGGCUCCUGUCAAUGCCCCUGACUGGUCAAUGGUUCAGAGAAUGAAGACAAAGAAGAACGUAGAUGACGAUGACGAUGAUGAUAAUGAUGGUGAUGAUGAUGAUGAGAGUGUGUCACCGGAGGAGUAUUUUCUGCGGCGCAGUCGAUCAUCGUCGUCUUCGGUUAUGGAAGGAGUUGGAAGGAAAUUGAAAGGAAGAGACUUGAGCAACGUUAGGAAUGCAGUGUUGAAGAAAACUGGAUUUCUUGAAUAG